Molecule: messenger RNA, 892 nt
Organism: Dermacentor albipictus
Lineage: Eukaryota; Metazoa; Arthropoda; Arachnida; Ixodida; Ixodidae
Source: RefSeq, a predicted model, not a curated record
AUGGCGCUGAACAGCCGCAGCGUCUUGCGGCUGUCGGCUCUUGCGGCUAUUCUCUGCGCUAUCAUUCUGCCGCAUCCUGCUACCGCGGGAGGCCUGGAGCGGAGGCCCGUGUACAACAUCGCCCACAUGACAAACACGAUUGCCCAAGUGGACGAAGCCAUGGAGCUGGGAGCCAACUCCAUCGAAUCUGAUGUCACUUUCACUUUUAACGGCACCGCGGCCUGGUUUUACCAUGGAGUACCGUGCGACUGCUUUCGAAAGUGCAGUCGUCAUCAAGAAGUGCCCGUUCUUCUGGACUACAUCCGGACGACGACGUCUACCAGCGGGGCCGUAUACAGCCAGCGCCUGGUCCUCCUCUUCUUGGAUCUCAAGGUUAAGAAAGUGCAUCCAAUACACAUGUACCACGCGGGCGUUGACAUCGCCGAGAAACUUGUGAAGCAUCUAUGGCGUGGAGGUGUAGAUAUCAGCAGCAGCAACGAACGUCUGGGCGCUAUACGGAACUUGUACCUGCAACUCGGCAUGCUGGGUCACCGUUGGCAAGGAGACGGCACCACGAACUGCAUCUCGUUCAUGCGGUCGGCUUCGAAGCUGCAAAGAAUCAUCGAUAACCGCGAGCUGAACCACUACGUCGAAAAGGUUUACCAGUGGACCGUCGACAAUAGAUGGAAACUGCGACGUUCGCUCAGGAAAGGCGUGGACGCCAUUAUCACCAACAGACCGGACCGCCUCGCCACCAUUUUGAAGGAAGAUGAGUUCCGGGGCAUGGUCCGACCCGCCACCAUUCACGACAAUCCCUGGACUCGUUUCGGUGACCAAUCUCCAGCUCCAGGGCCACCCCUCGUGGACGUGGAUGUUGAGGGUCACAGAUGAAAUAAAAUACAGUGUUCUAGUC